Molecule: messenger RNA, 1028 nt
Organism: Dermatophagoides farinae (American house dust mite)
Lineage: Eukaryota; Metazoa; Arthropoda; Arachnida; Sarcoptiformes; Pyroglyphidae
Source: RefSeq, a predicted model, not a curated record
UCAACAAAAUUUUAAAAAUACGAAAUCAUCAUCAUCAUCAUUAUUUUUAUUAUUUGGAAAAAAAUAACAUGAAAAUCAUUAGCAAUAGUAAUUUGGUAACGCCAUCUGAUUAUUAUUUAAUAUUAUCGAACACAUCAUCAUCAUCAUCAUCAUUAUUAUUAUUAUUCAACAAGUAUAAAUUUUUGGUCCUGUCGCUUAUCUGGUUAACGUUAUUAUUGGCCACCAAUGGCGAUGAAGAAGCCGGUGGUGUUGCAUAUCAAUAUAGGCCAGAUGAAUAUCCAUCAUUGGUAAGUAAUCCAAAAUUAUGUGCAGGAAGUUUUAGAAAUCCACCUACUUCUGUUUGUGAUCCGGAUAAUAUAAUCAAACCGGAAGAUGCAAAAAAAUUGGAUCAAUUAAUCAAUGAACAACAGAAUGAAACCGCUUGUCUAUGUCCACCAUGUUCAAAUGAAAAUCCAAAUGGUUUAUUAAUCAAAAUAGCAUUGGUUCGAUCGAUAAAUUUGGCAGCAAAUCAAAGCAUUGAAAAAUCUGUUGAACAAUUUGCCGAUCGUACUAGAUUAAAAUGGAAUCUAGCUAAAACUUGUCAUCAUGAUGUAUUAGUAUUUGUGGCAAUCACCUAUAAUAAAGUUGUCAUUUCAAUGGGUACUAAAGCUGAAAAUGUGAUUGGAAUGAAAGAAGCACAAAAUAUCAUUGAAAAUACACAGAAACAUUUUUCAAGAAAUUAUAUUUACGAAGGUUUAGAUUCCAUAGUAUCAUCGUUACAAAAUCAAGCUCAAGAAUAUGAUCCAAGAUUAGAUCGAUUUAAAUUACGACAAGGAAGUCUGUGGUUCAUAAUUUUAGGUGCAAUUCUUUUGAUCAUCAUUGUCAUUGUUGCUUAUAUACAACUAAAACGAGAAAAGAAAAAUAAAACCAAAUUGAAGAAUCGAGAUAUCAAUUUAUCUAACGAAAAUUUGGAAAGACGAAAUGCUAUUGAUUAUAAAAAAGUUAAUGAUGAUGAUGAUAAAAAUACAAAUCAACAAUCAUAUGAAUGA